Molecule: messenger RNA, 782 nt
Organism: Zonotrichia albicollis (white-throated sparrow)
Lineage: Eukaryota; Metazoa; Chordata; Aves; Passeriformes; Passerellidae
Source: RefSeq, a predicted model, not a curated record
CACUGGCUGGAGUUCACCAAGUCGGUUGUGAAGCAGAUGCGAGCCCAGCCCCCCUUCACCAUGUGCUUCCGAGUCAAGUUCUACCCCACGGACCCCGCGGCGCUGAAGGAAGAGAUCACCAGGUACCUGGUGUUCCUGCAGAUCAAGAGGGAUCUGUACCACGGCCGGCUGCUGUGCUCUGGUCCUGCCCCUCUUCCCCACUGGAUCUGUCUCCCACCAGCUGAGAUUGGGGACUACGACCCGGGGAAGCACCCAGAGGGCUACAGCUCCAAGUUCCAGUUCUUCCCCAAGCACUCGGAGAAGCUGGAGAGGAAAAUCGCAGAGAUCCACAAGUCAGAGCUGAGUGGGCAGACUCCGGCCACUUCGGAGCUGAACUUCCUCAGGAAAGCACAGACUCUGGAGACCUACGGGGUCGACCCACACCCGUGCAAGGACGUGUCCGGCAACGCCGCCUUCCUGGCCUUCACCCCCUUCGGCUUCGUCGUGCUGCAGGGCAACAAGAGGGUGCACUUCAUCAAGUGGAACGAGGUGACCAAGAUGAAAUUCGAGGGGAAGACUUUCUAUCUGUACGUAAGCCAGAAGGAGGAGAAGAAAAUUGUUCUCACCUAUUUUGCCCCGACACCAGAAGCCUGCAAACACCUCUGGAAGUGUGGGAUCGAGAACCAGGCUUUCUACAAGUUGGAGAAGUCGAGCCAGGUGCGGACGGUGUCCAGCAGCAACCUGUUCUUCAAGGGGAGCCGCUUCCGCUACAGGUAAAUCCUGGCGCAGGUGAAUCCCAGCAC